Messenger RNA from Schistocerca serialis cubense, 5763 nucleotides. RefSeq names its product serine/threonine-protein kinase Pak (gene Pak3). The coding region runs from base 216 to 1751 and encodes 511 amino acids. The record is from RefSeq and is a predicted model, not a curated record. NCBI's taxonomy places the organism in Eukaryota, Metazoa, Arthropoda, Insecta, Orthoptera, Acrididae. Gene Ontology annotation, cellular component: cytoplasm. Gene Ontology annotation, molecular function: protein serine/threonine kinase activity; ATP binding. Gene Ontology annotation, biological process: protein phosphorylation; intracellular signal transduction; regulation of MAPK cascade. The transcript is spliced from 11 exons.
UUUGUGGAGCUAUGUGGGAGUGGUCGUGAUUGUGGUUUGUGAUAUUUACAUCGAGUAAGUGAAAAAUUUUAAUGGCGUACUGCAUCUCAGGGUUUAGAAGUUUAAUAUCUUAAGUUCACAGGCGAAGUGACUCGUUUCGGAUGUGUUAAGUUUACUGGUGCGAUAAGCUGCCUGCUAGAUGCUGAUGAACUACCAGUGAUAUCUCUUUUUGAAAAAUGAGCCUCAAUUUCUCAAAACUUUUUUCUUCAAAGAAACGUCAGGACAUUCAACAAGUGCCAUCACAGAUAGGAUUACCAACAAACGUGAAGCAUGAUUAUCAUGUGACACGUAAUGCGCAUACUGGAGAAUUAGAGGGUUUACCAGAGUCUUGGAUUAGGCUUCUGAAUGCACAGAUAACCAAAGAAGAACAAGAUGUUAAUCCCAGAGCUGCAGUACAGGCAUUAAAAUACUACAAUUAUUCAAUAAAAAAGAAGCCAACAGAACCAUUCAAACCACUUAUCACAGCAGAGCAGAUAGAAGAGGAAUCGGCAGAAAUAGAAAAUAUCUUAGGGCCUAAAGUGUUAGCAGGAAGAAAUAUCCCCACAUGGGGUGAAGAUGAGUCCCCUCAAGUGAAACAAAAGCUAGCACCUCCAGUUCCACCAGCAAAACCUUCAGGAUACAAAGCAGGAGGAAAAGUGAACCAGGAAGCACUGGUUAACCAUGUACAACAAGCAUUAGAUGAAGCUCUAAAUUUGGCAGUAGUUGAUGGAGAUACUACAGGCCUGAAAAAGCAUGAGGAAGAGGAAAUAUGUGGCAGUCCAUUGCUGAGGAAAAAAGAAAGAAGCACAGAGAAGUUGACAGAUGACCAAAUAUAUGAAGAAUUGAGAAGACUAUGUCACCCUGGUGAUCCAUGUAGAAGAUUUGAUCGAAGCAAGGAACUAGGAGCAGGUGCUUCUGGUACUGUUUUCAUUGCCUACGAUACAGAAACAAAGAAGAAAAUUGCAGUCAAAGACAUUGAUUUAUCAAAACAACCCAGAAAAGAACUUAUUCUGAAUGAAAUCAAAGUUAUGAAAGAGUUUAAUCAUGAAAAUCUCGUUAAUUUUCUAGAUGCAUAUCUUGUUAGGAAUGAUCAUUUGUGGGUGAUCAUGGAGUUACUUGAUGGUGGUCCUCUUACUGAUGUAGUAACAGAGACUGUUAUGAAAGAAGGUCAGAUAGCAGCCGUUUGCAGGGAAGUUCUUAAGGCUGUAAGCUUUCUUCAUGGGAAGGGCAUCAUCCAUCGAGAUAUUAAAUCUGACAACGUUCUUCUAGGAAUGAAUGGUGCAGUAAAAGUCACAGAUUUUGGUUUCUGUGCCAACAUUGUUGGAGAUGAAAAGAGACAGACAUUGGUUGGUACACCAUACUGGAUGGCACCAGAAGUUGUGACGAGAAAGCAGUAUGGUAAGAAAGUUGAUAUAUGGUCUCUUGGUAUUAUGGCUAUUGAAAUGAUUGAAGGAGAGCCACCCUAUUUAAAAGAAACCCCACUUAGAGCAUUGUAUCUGAUAGCAGCGAAUGGAAGGCCAGCUAUACCUCGUUGGGAGAAAUUAUCUCCAGAAUUCAAGGAUUUCUUAGACUGCUGCCUACAAGUAGACGUUGACAAACGUGCCACAGCUGAUGAGCUUCUGAGACAUCCAUUCUUGAGAAACUGCAUGGAACUUACUACAUUAACUCCUCUGAUAAAGGCUGCACAGAAAAUACUAGGAAAAGGCGCAGGCAUCGACUUACUGCACAAAUGAAGAAUGUCCAAUUCCUGAUAUUACAUUCGUCCUCUGCUCAAUGUAAGAUAAACUGCAAUAAUACAAUAAACAGAUCCUUUCAACUGAAUGUUAUCACAAAGUACAACUGUUUUAACCUGAUGUUUGGUAACAGGUGACAUUAUCAUUUAAUGUUGAGAUUUUUUUAAAUCCAGCUUGAAAUGACUUUUAUGUUAACUGAUGUUUUAUUGUUCAUGUAAAUUCCUACAGUUAAUCACAGUUUGUAACAGUAGUGCAUAAGUAUAAUAUAGUUCAUCAUUGCUUUCAGUUCAUUGACUGAGUAAACCGACAGUGGAGUAAAGGAAGAAUUUCUCCACACUAUUGUGUGCUAUUUUGUCUUAGAAAAGUGGUGAAUUGAGAAUCAGUAUCAGUUAGUCACAACUGAAAAUAGAUUGAAGUUGUAAUGGGAUAACUGAAUUUGUGACUGUUCUUAUAUAUCUUUGUUCAUAGCAUUAUAACAGAAACUGGAACAAGUAAUGUGUUUUAGAACUUUCCCCAGUCACCAUGUUUUUACAUCCAUUACAUUCAGUGAGAAAGUUGCACUUCAGUAUUUUGUGUAAGCCAUUUUCAACAUAACUGGCUCAGUAUGUUGUAUAUCUUAAACUUAUAUAUAUAUAUAUAUAAUUUGACUUGUUUUUUUAUAUAUGUAUUUAUAGCUGAAAGAUCUCUUGGUUGGACGAGAAAGUGUAUCUGAAAUGAGAUUGAUAACCAUCAUUACCUUCAAUUCAUGUAACUGCUAUGGACCAGAAUUAAAUUUUAACUUACUUGUAGAUAUUGAUUGGUAUCCGUUUGAACCUCAGUGGUAGUUAAUGUGUCAGCAUCUUUGACUGAUGAGAUCCUUGCCCUGUCACAACAGCCAACUAUUCAUAGGAGGAAACAACAUAUCAAAUCAGUAUAUACAUAAUGAGGAAAAACUUUUACAAACUUCAACUGUUACUGAGCACAGCCAUGUGCUAGUUUCCUUCACUAGGCGUCAAGAGCAUAUGACUUAAAACGAUGACUGAAAUUAGUGCUCGAACUAUUCACUGUUAACAUUCUCACUGUAUGCUUUUAGUAAGAAACUAUUUAAUUACAAUACUGAUUUGAAAAAAAUUAAAAUUACACUAUAAUUGUUUGUAAGAGAGACUAUAGUGUGUCUUAAGUUAUUGGUAAAGCUUUUGGAACAACACAAUGUAAUAGAAUUGUGGCAUUGAGUAGUGUCUUGCUGUGACAUCACAUUACAGUGUGCAAAUUUUUAUGCAUGUAACAAAUAUAAGAAAUCUUAUUUUUCUAUAUUAUUUCCAGUCAGGAAUAAAUAUUAAAACAUGUGUAAUGUAUUAAAACAUAACUCGAAGUCAGUCAUGUUUCUAAUUCAGUUAACAUGAUUUGAAGUAUUUGCAAUUUUAUGUGAUAAAGUGCAUUGCAGGAUGAUGAAAUAAUACAGAUUCUCAGUCAUGUUAUAAUGAAAUGGUAACUGAUUAAUAAUUUACAGUAGCCAGACUAAAAAUUUGUGAGAAUUUUAACUGUUGCACUGAGUCUACUUUAACCACAAUAUAUGGCAACAGAAUUUCUUGUAAUUCUUCCUGUUGAGUGUGUUGCCUGGAAGGGAGGUAUGGUGGUUCAGAAUUUGUAUUCUCUGCACUUUUCAUUCUCUUUGGCACUCCUUGAGUCAACUAUUAUGAUGGUACUUUUGUCUUGUUCUCACAGAUUUGUACAUAAUAUUCAAUAACAAAGAAACCAUAACUUCAUUUUAGUAUUUAUAAGGAUUUUUCAAAUAGUAAAGUUGUUUUGAUAAGCUAGUGAAGGGCAAGUGUUUCAUGAGGAUUUGUGUUUAUUUGCAAUAUACACCACUGAGUAAACACUUACAGUUUCAGUAUAGAGUAUUGCAGUGCUGUACUUAAAAAUAUAUUUUAAAUAUAUUCCAUAUGAUGGGACCAAUAUUGUUAUAAAUUAAACUGUAAAUAUAGAUGAAAUCUACUCCCCCCUCCUCCAAAUACUUUUUUAAACUAUGGCAUGGCUGUGAUUUUAAACCUAGAAAAAAAUGCACAUCAGUUUAAGACUGCUUGGUAGGGCUCAAAUCAAAAUUGCUGUGCAUUAAAAAUAAAUCACUAAAGCAUACAUUGAUAAUUUGCAGAUUGACAAUGAGAGAUUGCUUCUUUUGGUCAUCAGGUUUGCGAUUAGCUCAUUAAAUACAAAAAGAACGAAAACCACUGGAGAAACUGAGGCAGUUUAAAAAUUUGUUAGCAGAGCUAGUUUGUUACACUCCGAUUACAAUAACUUUGUGACUGCUGUUUCAAUGAGUUGAGUGUUUGGGCCAGCUAUCAGCCAAUCACAGAUCUUUCUUGGGCUCUUCAUGCUCACUGUGUUGCUUGUUUAAUAAGUAAGUGCAGAAAGUAGCCAGCACGGCCGGUUUCAUGGGGAGGUAUGGGAACAGUACGGGGCAUGCACCAUACAAGCUAGCAACACUGCUUCCCACCAUUGACGUGUUAGUCACAAAGUUAUUUUAUUUGAAUAAUAAGAACUUAAUUUUUGAAUUCAGUAAUGGUCUUAACGACUACCAGAUAGAAAUAGUUAACGUGUUAAUCAUCCUGCAUGUGCCCUUGUGGAAAGUUGUGCUACUACUGUAGGUAAUCCCUGGUAUAAGUCCCAUUUUCCAUUGUGUCAUGCAUAUUUCACAAAUGCAAGAGGAAAAAUGAAUUGAUAUAAAUCUUAACCAAUUCAGAGACAAGUGACUUGUCUAAUCUCGGUGCAAAAUUAUUACAGAUUGAUCAGGAAACAGUUUGUACAAGAAAAGAGAGAAUAGUGUAGGUGGAUGUUGCAUACAUUUAUGUUAAAAAUGUGUUUUAUAUUACCAGCAGAAAGUGGCUAAGAAGACACUGAUCAGGUGUAGUAGUAACUUGUGGAGGGCCAAUUUAAAUUCUUACUUGUAAUUGACGGAAAAAAGACUCCUGUGUCACGUCUGUUGCCAUUUCCUUUAUUUUCUACUUUUUGUCUCAGUAUGUUCCCAAAUUAGCAUUUAUUACUCUAUCAGCCAGAAAGGUUCAGCUUUCUGUUGUCAGCCCAGUCCACUGCUGUACUUUGCUGAUAACAAGACUGAUACAGUUGCAUAGUAAAGUUUUCAUCAUUCCUACUAUAAAUCUGAGUAGAUAAUGACUCACCAAUAAUUGAAGCUUUUAUCCAUGUCCCCAGGCUGUCAUUUCUCCUUCAAAUAGAUUCUGGUCCUGAAUUGUUAAAAAUGCUUUUAUUCUGCCAUGUAUCUGUUUUUUUCUAGAUGCCAGAAAAAUGAAGCUCCCUGCUCUGUUAGAGAUUUCAAACUUCAAAAAUUUGCAUCUUAUUUCAUGCUACUUAUUGUACUUUAAAAAGAAAACUAGAGACUGCAAAUGAAAUGAAAUUUUUGAAGGCUUUAUUACUUUUAUACAGGUAUUUUGUGCUCUUUAAGUAAGAGCAGUACAAACAUUGUGUGGAUAAAAUUACUAGAAAUUAGAUUUUUGAGUGCUAAUUGCUGUUGAUAGGUGGUUCUUAUGGAAGUUAAUAUUAUGUUUGGUUUCUGUUAAUACUGAAAGAGGAAUUUGUUUCAGAUUGAAUCAUCAUUGUUCAGUGAAUUAAUUUUGGCAGUGAACCUUUGAGCUGUAUUUAGGGAUGCAUUGUUACUUAACAUUUUGAAUCAUUGUUACUGUUUAUUGAUUCUCACUGCCCUUUACUGAUCAUUAACUGACUAUUGCAAUGCAGCAGUUAGCAUUUUUAUGAUAAGUCUUGAAUUGCCAUUUCUUACAAGAAGUUGUUCUACUCUACUGUACUUUCAUCAGCCUACAGAAUGUAACACUCUACUGUGCAGAUUGUAGACAGAUUUAAAGUAAAUAGACAAAUGUUUAUUAUUUGGGCAUUAAUUACACAUCACAUGUAGUGCUUUUGAGUAUCAUGUGUCUCUGCUUUGUUCUGCAGGUUUGCUCAAAUAUUUUGUUGUAUUAAGUUGUUGUUAUGAAAAUAAAAUGAAAUGACCUGGACCGAAAAUAAA